GUGCUGAAAGAUGCGGACACACUGGAUUUUAUGCACGCUGGUCACUCUUUUGGUCCAUCUAGCUAAGGGCAAUCCCAUAGAACGAAAGGCAAAGGUGGCCACGGAGUUUAUUAUCCUACACAACAAUGAUAUGCACGCGAGGUUCGAGCAGUCGAACGUGAACAGCGGGCCUUGCACCCAGGAGGAUGCCACUACGGACAGGUGUUAUGGAGGAUUCGCACGAGUGGCCCAUGAAGUUCGGAAGUUCCGCAAGGAGGCGGCGAGUGGAGGAACUCCCGUGUUCUACCUGAAUGCUGGCGACACUUACACGGGAACCGCGUGGUUCACCAUCUUCAAGGACAAGAUUGCCAGCGAAUUUCUCAACAAACUUCAGCCAGAUGCUAUUUCGCUGGGCAACCACGAGUUCGAUGAGAAAGUCGAGGGCCUGAUACCUUUCCUUAACGAGGUCAACUUCCCGGUGGUGGCCUGCAAUCUGGAUCUGAGUAAAGUGCCCGACUUGGCUGCCGCCAGGCAACUGGUUCCCUCCACCAUCCUGGAGACACAGGGCACCAGGAUAGGUGUAAUCGGCUAUUUGACGCCAGAAACUAAGCAGCUUACCGGCCACAUUGAUGUGGAGUUCAACGAGGAAGUGGUUUCCAUCAACGCUGAGGCCAAGAAGCUCAAGGCUCAGGGCAUCAAUAUAAUCAUUGCCUUGGGUCAUUCUGGUUAUCUAACGGAUCAGGAAAUAGCCAAGAACUGCCCGGAAGUGGAUCUCGUAAUUGGUGGCCACACAAACACUUUCCUCUACAAUGGCACACAGCCCGAUAUAGAGCCCAUCGAGGGUCCCUAUCCCACGCUGAUUAAGCAGAAGAGCGGCAAGGAGGUGCCUGUGGUGCAGGCCUAUGCCUAUACCAAGUAUCUGGGCAAGCUUCAUGUGCAGUUCGAUGCGGAGGGAAAUCUGAUUGAGUUCGAUGGGGCGCCCAUACUGCUGAAUGCUUCGGUGGCACAGGAACAAGAUCUCCUCGAUCUGCUGGAGGUGUACCGACCCAGCGUGAUCCAUCUGGAAAAAUCGGUGGCGGGGCACACAAAGGUUCAUCUCGAGGGCAGCAAGCAGGUGUGCCGCGACAGGGAGUGCAAUCUGGGCAACCUGCUCACCGAUGCGAUGGUCUUCAGUCGAGUUCGCGAGGAGCAGGGCGGUGCCUAUUGGACGGAUGCGGCAAUCGCUCUGCUCAAUGGAGGCGGCAUACGCAGCUCCAUUGAGAAGAAGUCCGAUGGCUCAAUUACCGACAGCGAUAUCCUGGCCGUUCUGCCCUGGAGAAAGGGCCUCUACAUGACCCGAAUAUCUGGCAAGACGCUGCGCAAUGCCCUCGAACAUGGGGCGGCUGCUCGUGGCACGGACACGAACGGGCCCUUCCUGCAGGUAUCCGGCCUCCAUGUGGUCUACAAUCCCAGCAAACCCGUGGGCCAGCGAGUCGUCUCGGUGCAGGCUCGAUGUGCCGCCUGUCGCAUUCCCACCUACAGCGACCUCGAUGAAGCGGCAUUCUACAAUGUGAUUGUUACGGAAUUUAUGUUCGAGGGAGGCGAUGGUUAUGUCUUCAAGGAGGCCAACAAUCCACAGCAUCAGCGGCUGCAGUGGAAGGACAAUGAGGCAGUGAGACAGUAUCUGCAGGAACGGCACUACAUCUAUCCGGAGGUGGAGGGUCGCAUUGUCUUCACAGGCACUGCCAGUGGACUCAUUGCCUCCGUCCCUCUGCUGUUGUUUUCCCCCUUACUGAUGCGUGUUUUUAGCUAAGAUUGUAUUUUACACAACUAAAGUUUAAGGUGUCUGUGUUUAAUUAUUUGUCAGCCAGAAUAACAUUGUCAUUUUACUCGAUCGCUCAGCAGAUGGCUCUCAAACCUGUGCUGCGAGAGUUAUCAGUGGUUCAUAAACUGAAUACAAUUCUGUACAUCGCUAAGUGAC
This is a messenger RNA of Drosophila subobscura, 1939 nucleotides long. Its product is annotated as protein 5NUC-like. The transcript has 6 exons. The coding region runs from base 11 to 1771 and encodes 586 amino acids. Lineage: Eukaryota; Metazoa; Arthropoda; Insecta; Diptera; Drosophilidae. Gene Ontology annotation, cellular component: plasma membrane. Gene Ontology annotation, biological process: AMP catabolic process. Gene Ontology annotation, molecular function: metal ion binding; nucleotide binding; 5'-nucleotidase activity. The record is from RefSeq and is a predicted model, not a curated record.